Molecule: messenger RNA, 1461 nt
Organism: Penicillium hordei
Lineage: Eukaryota; Fungi; Ascomycota; Eurotiomycetes; Eurotiales; Aspergillaceae
Exons: 4
Coding region: 1-1461 (486 amino acids)
Biological process (GO): reciprocal meiotic recombination
Source: RefSeq, a predicted model, not a curated record
AUGCAGCAUCUGCAGCCACCCAUCCCUCCGAGUCCCCAGGUCCUUCGUUUACCCAUUGCCAAGUUCUCCCAUACAACCACUGCCAUCGAUCACAUCGGUCCACUGACCUGGAAUCAUGUCCCUGGAAACGGAGACCUGGCUUGCAUAUUUGAAAAGUUGCUUGAUUCCGGCUCUAUGCCAUCCAUGAUGAUUCAGAAGGUUGUUCGAGGUGAUGGCAUCCUGGAGCAGCUUGAUCUCGUAUUCUUUAGUCGCAUGGCAAGAAUGCAGGCCCAGCUGAUUCCACCCCCAAAGUCACACUUUGCUGUCGUUGUAAAGUCCCCUUGUCUUGCAGUCAAGUAUCCUCAUGGUGAAACACAUUACCUUCUGAACCCGCAGAUUCGUCGGUUUCAAAUCAAGUUCACUACAGAGCGUGACUACUUCCUGGCCUUGACUCUUCUGGGUGAAAUCAACUGUCCAUUGACAGAAGGCAAGAUACCAGUUCCAGCAAUACAACGAUUCCCUUCAGUAUCAUCAUGGACAUCAGGACAGCUGUCUUCCAUUGCCCCCAGGUCUACAAACACGGCGUCAACUUCGAGUGGGGGCAAUGGAGUCUACUUUUACCCCACGGGAGGGUUAGGAUCUGGAGGGACAACACCCAUUCGAGCAUCAUCUCCCGCGAGCACUAUUUCACACCCUACGUCAAGAUUGGGCCCUGUACCAGCUUUCAACCCCCAAUGCCAAAGCAUGGGACCGGUAGGUUUGUCUCAACCACCGCAUGCAUCUACUUUCCCACAUACGUCAAACAAAGAACCAGAUCCACCAAGCUCUCAGCUUUCCACCAUAUCUGCAAUUCAUGAUGUCGAUCAGUUAAACCAGAUGCUCCCUCCCAAGAGAGACCUACCUUUCUCAAAGCCAAGCACAAGGAAACCACAAGCUGCAAGCUUGACUCGAACAGCACAGAAGCAUCCCCAAUCAGCUCUGUCGGCAAGUUCUCAAAACACUGAGCCAACCGAUGAUCCACAGCCUGAUCCACAGCCUGAUCCACAACCCCGCGUGGUGGAGCCUAAUACUUACUCUGCUUUGCCCGACUCCGAUUCACAUCUCUUAUCCCAAACAAGUGCUUUCCCCGAGGCUAGUCAGCCAUUAUUACUUUAUGAAGACCCUACUGUUUCGCAAGAGAUAGCUCCAAUCUGCAAAUCCGCCGAACAGACACCCCAAGUACCCUGCGUUCAGAACACAUCGCAUACACAGGAUAGUCUAACUAACUCGAACUCUAACGACAACCCGGCUAGCAAGCCAAACAAUAAAGCCCCAGGCCAGAUAGAAGACCAUCUUGCGCAGUAUUUGUCUUCACCAACGGCUGAGCGAAUUGCCUUUCUUGAGAACUGGAUGUGCGAGUUGAUCGACGAUGACAGCUUCAUGACUCUAUGCGAGGACGUGGAUGGAACAUGGAGGCGGUUUGCAUUCGGACAAAGGCAGUGA